AUGAAAAGUGCAAGAAAAUUCUCAUCAUCGUCGACAACAACCACCGUUAUCCACACUUUCUAUAAUGACCAUACUGCCCCUCCAGCCACCAAAGAAAUCCCGAUUGAAGUCCCAUCUCCGGCGGCAAAACCCACCGUUCAGGCUAACGCCGACGCCACAGCCGCAGCGCGGAUCCAGUCUGGCUACCGUUCAUUAAGGAUCCGAGGCCUCUACAAGACAAUCUUAUCCGUCAGACGGGAAGCGAAUCGGGUGCAGAGCAUGAUCCAACGGCAGGAAACGGUGGACGCCAUUAGAAGUGAUGAGAAAGAACGGCUGAGGAUGAACGAGACUCUGAUGUCUCUGCUUCUAAAGCUCGACUCCGUCCCUGGAUUAGAUCCGACGAUCAGAGAAGCUCGGAGGAAAGUGAGCCGUCAGAUCGUGGGGAUGCAGGAAAUACUCGACUCGAUCUCGGAGACCAAAGUGGAGAAUCAGUGGUGGUCUAACUACGAUCUCGGAGUUGACGUCGGAAAUGGCGGCGCGUGGCCUCUGUACUGGGAAGAAGCGGUGGAGGAAGAGAUGUGUAGAGAGAAAGGCGGCGAGGAAAUGGAGAGAUUCUGUGCUCAGUAUUUGGGUUUCAGGUGUUUCCAGAGAUUUCUCAGAGAAUGA
Molecule: messenger RNA, 645 nt
Organism: Microthlaspi erraticum
Lineage: Eukaryota; Viridiplantae; Streptophyta; Magnoliopsida; Brassicales; Brassicaceae
Source: the annotation of a GenBank genome assembly